AUGGAGAAGUGCACGGAAGAGAAGAUUGCGCCACAGCAUAAAAGUGCGUGGUUUGGAUUCAUCAAGUCGAUAGCAACAUUCAAAGGUGACCUGUCAACGCUCACAGCACCUCCAUUUCUUCUCUCUCCACAAUCAAUCGUCGAAUUUCCUACCUACUGGGCAGAACACCCAUCUCUGUUCAUCGCACCCACAAAAUCAGAGUCUGCUGAAGAAAGAGCAUUAUUAGUAUUAAAAUGGUUUAUCAGUACAUUGAAGUGGCAGCAUAGUAAUCGAGAUGAGAAUGGAAAGAAGAAGGGGAUGAAACCCCUCAAUCCAUUUUUGGGAGAGUGUUUUAUGGGUUCUUGGGAGGAUGAUGGGGAGGGUACCGGGAAAACAGACUUGGUUGCUGAGCAAGUUAGUCAUCAUCCACCAGCUACAGCAUAUAAUAUCUCGAACGAAAAACAUGGUGUACAACUCCAAGGUACCAUCGCUCCACAAUCCUACUUUAGCUCAACGGUACACAUCGAACGAAACGGCUACUCCCUUUUAACCCUCUCUCAACAUAACGAAACACACUUGAUUACUAUGCCGCCUGUAUAUAUAGUCGGCAUCAUGUCUGGUUCUCUUAAUCCUGAAUUGAGCGGCACUUCCUACAUCCGUUCCUCGUCCGGUUUCACAACUCGAAUUUCAUAUUCCUCGAAAGGCUGGAUCAGUGGAACACCUAACACAUUUUCCGCAAUCAUAUAUAAAGAUGGACCUGAGAAUACUCCAAUUUAUAAAGCCGAAGGACAAUGGAGUGGGGAGUCCAACAUCAAAGACAUGAGAAGUGGAAAAUGCAUAUCGCAAUUCAAUGCGAAUUCGUUGAAGAGGAAAUCGCUAAAAGUUAAGCCAAUCGGUCAGCAAAAGGAGUACGAAUCGAGAAGAGCCUGGCGUCAUGUUACACGAGCUAUUAAUGAAAACGAUAUUUUUCAAAUUGGGAAAGAGAAAGGGAAGAUAGAGAAUGAACAGAGAGAAUUGAGAAGGAAGGAAAAGGCUAAGGGGAUAGUUUGGGAAAGGAGAUUUUUUGUCAAGGUGGGGAGGGAUGAAGUUGCGGAACGAUUAGCGAAUGGUCUAGAGGGAUUGAGUUUGGAAAGUGGGGGUGGGAUAUGGAAGUGGGACAAGGAGAGGUAUAGGGGAAUGGAGAGUGAGGAUACGGAAAGGAUGAGAAGAACGGAUGAUAUGAAGAAUCCGUCGGUGACAAGAUGGGAAUCAGGGGUUAUGGUUACGGAAGUUAGUGUUUGA
Molecule: messenger RNA, 1260 nt
Organism: Botrytis sinoallii
Lineage: Eukaryota; Fungi; Ascomycota; Leotiomycetes; Helotiales; Sclerotiniaceae
Exons: 4
Coding region: 1-1260 (419 amino acids)
Biological process (GO): maintenance of cell polarity; endocytosis; piecemeal microautophagy of the nucleus
Cellular component (GO): cytosol; intracellular membrane-bounded organelle; membrane
Molecular function (GO): oxysterol binding
Source: RefSeq, a predicted model, not a curated record